This is a messenger RNA of Zasmidium cellare ATCC 36951, 2538 nucleotides long. RefSeq lists its product as uncharacterized. The transcript has a single exon. The record is from RefSeq and is a predicted model, not a curated record. The coding region runs from base 1 to 2538 and encodes 845 amino acids. Gene Ontology annotation, molecular function: MAP kinase scaffold activity. Gene Ontology annotation, cellular component: actomyosin contractile ring; cell cortex of growing cell tip. Lineage: Eukaryota; Fungi; Ascomycota; Dothideomycetes; Mycosphaerellales; Mycosphaerellaceae.
AUGUCACGGCCUGCUCCACCCUUUUCGCCGCUCUCGAUGAGCAGCAACGAUUCCUCUUUUGUCGGUCGCUACGAAACUUUGGGAGGAACUCCAGGCGGCACCCCCAACGACGCUCCCUAUACUGGUGGCCCGUAUGGCGCUGCGCGACCCGCGCAAGCCUCUCCUCCCGCAUCGCAACACCCCAGCAGUUCCACGGAUAUGUCGCGGCCUUCCGUAGGCGGCAGCAGCGUCAAUGGCAAUCGCCCACCAUCAUCGGCCAGCUCAGUCGGUAUGUCCAGCGAUGGACGAAUGGGAAUGGGCAGACCGCCGCCUGGCGACCGCGAUAGCUCAAGAAGUCACUUCAAAGACGAAAGUGAAGCCGCACUGUCGAGGCAUUACACCGCGCUCAAGAGCUAUCUCCAAGUACACCUGCAAGAUGAGAAGGGGAACAUCAAGCCGAAUAGAGCUCGGGACAAGCUGCUGCGACUGUCCGUCACACAGUUCAUGGAGCUGAGCACUGAUGUGUACGACGAGUUAAUACGAAGAGAAGACGAACGGAUGCAGCGCGUGGAGAAUGUCCCUCGCUUUCUCCUACCCAAGCAGAACUUCCACCCGAAGCGAAACCAGGCGCGACAGAAGCUCUCGACCCUCCCCAUCGAACGGUUCAGACAACUGGCGACUGAUGUGUUCUAUGAACUGGAGCGAAGAAUACCCAGAAUCAUAGCUGGCGACAUGGGCCGACCAAGAAGCACAACGAGCAAUGCCAGCGGCCGAAGUCGAGCGCCCAGCCGCGGUGGUAUGCGCCCACCGCCAGGUCCAGGCUACGGUUAUCCACCUGGCCCUCCCGGUCCUGGUCGCGGACGAGGCUAUCCACCCGGUCCGUACGGUCCAGGACCUGGCAUGCCGCCCGGAUCGAGAAGACCAAGUGAGGCUGGAUCGUUGGGGCGACCUCUACCGAAGCAUCUCCAGAGCAACACAAUCGUCCCGAACAAAGGCACCAUGGUUGAGGACGAUGAAAUGGAUGACGACGAGGAUGCGUUCGGGCUUGAUCAUGUCGGUACUGGACUCAGCGCAAGACCCAGCAUGAGUGCCGAGGGCAGCGCCGAAGACAAAGAAAAGAUCCAGGCGCAAGAAACCGAACUCGCCGAGUUGAAAGAGAAGCUGGAGGCGAAGGAAGCUGCGGAAAAUGAAUGGACUUCGCUGAGAGAAGAGCUGGAACAGAAGCAUCUCGAUGCGCAGACCUUGAACGAGAACCUCCAACAGGAACUGGCCGCUUUCCAAGCCAAGUCGAGGGAUGAGGAUGAGAUUCGGGAACAGCACGAUCACAACAUCCAAGCAUUGCGAGAUCAGCUGGAAGACUUGCACGCGGAGAAUGAGGACCUUCGCGGACAGUCUUCAAAUGCAGGCGAUCUCAAACUUCUGCACGCCCAACUCGAAACCCACCAAGCCGAGAACGAAGGUUUGAAGCGUCAACUGCAAAACCAAGCCACCCCUGCCGAGUUCGAGCAGCGAAUACAAGAACUCGAAGCUCAGCUCGAAAAACAGCAGAUGAUCUCUCAGCAAGUACAGGAACAAGCUACAACCUAUCUACGGGAGAUGCGAGACCUCAGUCAACAGAACGACCAGGCCAUUGAACAAGAAGAGAAGAUGGCCGCCAAGAUCUCGCAGCUGGAGAAGGAGAACGACCAGUGGCGACAGCGAUAUGCCAAAGUCAAGGCGCAGAACAAGUCACUUCGCGCUUCUACCAUGGGUCUGGGUCUCCAGACUGGCUUUGACUCGGGCAGUCUGGUGCGACAGGAAGGACUCAUCUCUGAAGGUGGUCUGGUGCGAGAUACCGAUGUCACUCGAUUCCAGCUGGCCGUGGACGAGUUGCUCAAGGUCGCCAGACAGACAAGCACAGAUGCCAUGCUCGAGAGCGUCAAGAGCGUGGCCAUCAGUGUUCAGUCCAUUACCUCUGCCGUACGCACCGAAGGCUACCCAACGCCGUCACCAUCGCCGCUCAGCCCAGAGACCAACAUGCAGCAAGCGCCGAGCGUCAACAAGAUCAAGGCGAGAGUCAAUGGUACUGCCAACAGCCUCAUCACCGCAACUAAACAGCAUGCUGCCUCGCAUGGUUUGUCGCCGGUCGCUUUACUCGACGCUGCUGCCAGCAAUCUUACUGCUGCCGUCGUCGAAUUGGUCAAGGCGGUUCACAUUCGACCAUCGAACAAGGCGGACUUUCAAGACCUCGAUGGCGUGGACGAGCUGAACUCGUUCUACGACGACACAACCUCGCCAUCAACCUCGACCAACCCCAACGGCCUGCAAAUACCUGUCCCAACCUUCAAUGCACCAGUCCCUCCGCCUGCUGCAGAGUCCAAGGCCGUCGAUCCUGCGACACUUCCAGUCCGCAAGGCAUCGAUGAAAAAGCCGAAUGGCGGCUGGUUCGGCUGGGCAGGAAAGUGGAACGACGACGGUGCAGAAGCAGCGCCAGCAGCGGCGGCACCACCUGUGACGAAUGGUCACCCACAACAGCAACAUCUGGACGACAGCGAUGGCGAGUAUGACCCCUACCGAUAG